This is a messenger RNA of Porites evermanni, 510 nucleotides long. NCBI's taxonomy places the organism in Eukaryota, Metazoa, Cnidaria, Anthozoa, Scleractinia, Poritidae. The record is from the annotation of a GenBank genome assembly.
GAGGUCCCCGAUGCCUGGAAACGACCUCAACUCAAAGCCGUGGGCCGGCAGUUACGCCAUUGGACCAAAAAAGUGCGCCAACCGUUUGGGGCCCCGGCGGGGGGUGUGAGUGCUGCAGGGGCCGCCACGCCUGGUGAGGAUGAUGAGUUUGAAGCGGGGCCUAUGCAAGCGUGGUUCACGCAAUUGGUCAAGGCGACCCAGGGUAUAAAACAAGGAGCCAUGCCGGGUGGACCCAGAAAACCACCCGUCCCGCCUAAACCGAACAUCACCCCCAGUGCUAAAAAGAAACUCAAGUUUACGCGCCCGCUGAGUAGCGCCGAGUUGGCGAAAGAGUUGCCCUUUUCAGACACGUACGGUGUAGAACCUUGGGAUACCCCCAGUGAACGGGUGGACUCCAUUAAGAAAUCGCUCAAGCGCGGGAUUCGCAAAAAAGCCGCCGAGGUCGCCAAAAAGAAAGGCAAAAGUCUGGCCAAGAAAGCCUUGGAUUGGAAAUCGUGGAAAACCCCGUGA